Molecule: messenger RNA, 2334 nt
Organism: [Candida] anglica
Lineage: Eukaryota; Fungi; Ascomycota; Pichiomycetes; Serinales; Debaryomycetaceae
Source: the annotation of a GenBank genome assembly
AUGUCCAAUGGAGAUUCCGAAGAUCCGCUUUCCAAGACCACAGCUCGUCUAUCGAUCUCACAAGUGGGUGCUGAUGGAGUAGAUGCAGCUGAUGCUCGAUUGCAAGUAGCUGAAUUCCUUCGGUCAACAAGACACGAAAGAAGAGACUCAGUAGUGUCCUUUGAAGAUGAGCCCACCCCAGCUGGAGGCAGUUCGGGUAGCAGUACAAACUCCAGCUCGAUGAAUGGGGUUGCUCCACAGAUACUCGUUCCAGAAUCAAAUGCUGCCAAGAGAAGACGGUCAUCUGUACAAACGAUCGUGCAAGCGAAAAAGGUACCUAAAAAGGCCCACAAGAAGAAGAUGGAGAAGAUUAGCCAGCCGCCACAGUACCAUAUAGUAGAGAAUUACAAGGAUGGGCUGAUCAAUGUUACCGUUCCUCAGUUGAGAGAUGUCGUUUUGUUCACCUUGACUCCGUUUAGUCCAAUGCUCCCAAAAUGGGUUCAAGUCAUUAACAAGACAGCUGUGAAGAAGGCUGUGGUGGUUAUAGUUCCAGGUUUGGUAGGUGCAGACUUCUUUGAAGAAUCAGUUCCAGAGCCCGAGCAAAAGGAGGAAUCCGUGACCGAAACUAAACUGUCGGACGCUCCAACAGAUGACACUCCAAAGACUGAAAAUGGAACCAGUACAGCUGCUGCAAUUGCCUCAGCAACUCCAGCUAAAUAUAUUCCGCUUGACACCCUUCCUUCAACGCCUCAAUUAUCCUUUUUUCACAAGAAUUUCAAAUAUUUGAUGAGAACAAGCGCACCUGGUACUAAGGACUCAUUGUAUCUGACCUACCACGCCUUGACACACGUCCCAUUCACUCCUAAGGAAAAGAAGAAGCUCAUGCAAGAUGGGAAAGAAAAGAAAUUGACUUUGUGGGACUUGUUGUUGGAUGGAGAGAAGAUGAAAAGAGGUGGGUAUCCUAUCCAUAAAGAUACCGUAACCAAGGCGACAACAGGUGAUGAUGUUGAAUCUAAUGCUACUGAUGUGCCAACUCUUAAAGUUGUCGAUGCUACUGCUCAAGAAACGAAAACAGUUCCAGAGUUAGAAGGAUCGAAUGAAGAACCAUCGACUGUUACCUCUGUGUCAGUUACCCUUGGGCCUGGAUCCAAAUUCAGUGAAUACCUUCCAACUACAGACUUCUCGCAUGAAGGUUCUCACACAUUUGCUCUUGAUUGUGAAUUUUGCCAAGCUUCCUCAGGGAAGGUCCUCACCCGAAUUUCACUUAUCAAUUUUCAAAAUGAAGUGGUUCUAGACAAAUUUGUGCAACCUUCUGAACCAAUUAUUGACUACGUCACCAAAUAUUCUGGAAUAACCCCUGAACUUCUCGAGGGUGUAACUACAACUUUGGAGGAUAUCCAGAAGGAAUUCCUUUCUAUUGUUUCCACUGAAGACAUUCUUAUCGGCCAUUCUCUUGAAUCUGAUUUGAACGUGUUGAAGAUUUCCCACCCUCGUAUUAUAGAUACUGCACUCCUUUUCGAACACCCUCGUGGUCCACCAGCUAAGCCUUCACUUAGAUGGUUAGCUGACAAAUACUUGAAACGUUCAAUUCAACAAGGUGAAUCAGAUGGAUCGGGCCAUUCGUCGGUGGAAGACGCCACUGCUUGUAUGGAUUUGGUCAAGUUGAAACUUCAAGAAGGAGCAUGCUUUGGAAUUAAUAUGACAGAGAUGUCAAUCUUUGAAAGGUUAAACAAAUCUGUAGGUCAAUCAGAUCAACCGUUGAAGUCCUUGGUCAUCGACAGUUCCCCCGUUCUGGAAUGGUUCGAACAACAAACACCAGAGGAAAAGCAUUAUGUUACCAAGAAACAAGCGUGCAAUGACGAUGAAGUUGUAUCUAUCCUUGAAAAGGAGCUUCCAGAUCAUUCACUUGCUAUUAUCAAGCUUCGUGAGUUGGAACUCUAUAGGGGCUGGUCACCAAUUCCUAAGGAUUACACUGGUGUUAUCAAUACUGAUGAACAAGAAGAAACCGUUAUUUCAAAUUUAAAUGCUCAUCUUGAACAGAUUUACCUGCUGUUACCAGCAGGUACAGCUCUCGUGGUGUGUACGGCUCAUGGGAACCCACUAGAAAUGAUCAGAUUACAAGGAAUUAGACGACUGUUCCAAAAUUUGGAACGUUCUGGUGCUUCACUCUCAGAUAUUCCACCAGAGGAAAGUUGGGACUUUGAGAAGUCUCUGAAAUUGCAAGAAGCAGCCACGACUGCUCGUCAAGCACUCUCAUUCAUAUGUAUCAAAUCUGGUGACUUAGUCCCAUCAACUUCAACCAGUCGUGAUGGUACAGCCAGUCCGGAUGGAAGUUCCAUCCAAUCAAAUGUAUAG